GGUGUAAACAAAUUUCGUAUAACAUUGUAUAAAAAAAUUUCGCAACGUUGUUAUAUUUAUUAUUGUUUGCAUCUUGGUACGAGAUUGAUCAAAGACAAUUUUUAAUUUCAUUGCCAGAUGUUUGUUCGAUACUUCAUUUAAAUUGUGCAAGCGAAUUGCGUGGAAACAUACUUCAAGUGGUUAGCGAAUAAUUCGACUGUGUUUUAUUUACUUUGGAUACCCUUGUACCUGAAAUAAUAAAAACACACAGGUUACAGAUCGUGAUAACGAGGAAGUAUGGAAUUUCCGAUUUUAAAACGAUUUACUAAUAUAAAGUAAAGUACUACAUGAAGUAAGUGAAAUGGACAGCGAACCGAAAGUGCGUCGUUCAACGAGAGCAUUAUUAGUUAACACCGAUCGUGACGACGCAUCCGUUGAUGAAAGGUUGGUCAUUGAUGUUGCCUCGAAUCUGCCUGCACCAGAUAAAACUUCCAAGCAGCAACAGAUGACAGCUUUAACUAAAGUAAUAACACCGCGGAAGCUUGUACCUUUGGCAAGAAAAGUACGGCGCAGGCCAAAAUCAUGCAGCUCAAACAGUACUAGUGAUGAGUCUUCCCGUGAAGAAACGGAAGGAGAUGAAGAUGAUGAACCAAACCGGCUUAUACCAAAAUUAACGCGACUGAAAGCAAAACAAUUAAAUAAAAAGCCGCUUCCCAUAAUUCCGUUAAAUGCUCCCCGACCGGACGCAGAGGUUGCAGCUUUGAUUCGUGAAGAACUAGGUUCGGAUGACGACGAUGAAGAGUACAAGCCAACGGAGGACGAAAUACAUUCCGAUGAUGAUCCUAACACUACAAUUUCGGACCUUGAUUCACAACCACGAACUCCAGCAACACCGGCCACUCCGGGAACAACGGAGCAAGAUGGAGACAAUGGCGAUGCUUGCUACACCAAAGAUGGAUUGUUUAAGAUUCCACGUCCACGGGACGAUAGCCAAUGUUCGAACUUGGAACAAGAACAGGAAAAUAUUGCUCGCCGGACGCGAUCGAAGUUAUGCCUUCAGACAACGGCAAUUGAAACGAUUGAGUCGACUUUCGUUCCACCGGAUAUAACCACUGAUAUGUACGAUUUCGACUGCGAAAUCGAUCACCCAUGGAAGGAAUUUCUAAGUGAAUUCACCAAACCGUUACCAAAUCACGCGGAAGAUGAUGAUGAAACAGAUCCAGAGUAUGUGGCAGCCGGCAAAAUUCCUAUUGAUUGCGAAGAGCUUCGAGAAGCCAAGGUAUCCCGGAAGGAACUAAACGAGUUGGUAUCAGAAUUGCUAGAAUACGGUCUGAACUACGAAACUUUUCUUGAAGAUGAUGUAUCUGUACAAUCGAAUUUGAUUAAACCUGAUACAAGCACACCCCUUGAACAGAUUCAACCUAUUAUUCAGGAUAAGGCUGUUAUUGUAGACGAAGCGCUUCUACAGUAUCCAGCUUCGUCUACAACAUCAAUUCAACAGACAAAUGAAAUAAUAACAACUACUGCUUUGGAUAAUAAUAUAACCAAUAUGAAUCAGCAGCCUAUUCAUACACCAGUGGAUCCAGUAAAUUAUUCCUCGAUUAUCAAAAAUACAUCACAUACUGCGAUUGAUGGGAAUGUUUCGAGUAAAUUCCAAACAGUAACCAACCCAGGAUUAGUUGGUACAACUAGCUUCCAUCAGAAUAGUGUGAAUACUGCCAUUCUCCAGCAUAGCAAUGUUGACAACGAGCGAUUUUUCAUACAAGAAGCAACAUUGCACGAAUCAAGUUUUCGACCGUACUACUCAGCAGUACCGGUUGAAUAUCUUAAAAGCGGGACAUUGAAACCCGUAGAACAACGGUAUCGUUACGUUCAUACAUUGAUUCCAGUUACAGUGAAUUUAAAUGAAGAUCCAACUGGAUUUACCGAUUUUCAAUAUCAGCUCUUUCAGCAGCAGCUGCGAAUGCAUAUUCAGUUGGCAGCACAAAACUUUCUGCAAAGCUAUGCACAUCCCGAACUAUGGAGUAAAGCUGACCAAUUUAAAAAUAUGCUGCUUGACUUACAAAAGAAGUUUGCUACAAAUCUUUCGAAGCCAUGGAAUCUUGAUGCCGCUGUCGAAUGUUGCCUCAGCUGGGAAUCGGAAUUACAACGUGAAACAGAAGAGAAUAAAGAAUUAAUGAACUUUCUUUUAGCAGAACAGGAAAAAGCCAAAAAAGCAAAGGGGUUGCCUUAUACAAGCUAUUUUCCCUGGAAAAUGAUGGAUAAAAUAGUUGAUAGCAGUGUAUUUCUCUACCCAAAGUUGCUACCGUACAUACCGUUUCGUAUGCACUGUGUGAAAAAUUUUUUAAAAACCAUUCGGUCUGAAGAGCAAUUAAUUGCUGUUGGAUUGGAGACGUUUUUACCAAUGGUCGAGAAAGAACUUAGUGGUGAAAAACAACAUUUUAUUGGCAAAAAUCAAGCGCUGAUGUUAGCAUGUGGACACAUUAGUCAAUAUUUCUGCAUGCCGCACGAACCCGAAAAGAUAUACAAAUGUAUUCUUGCACGGCGAAGAACAGCCUAUAAUAAAAACCCGAUUCAUUACUAUUUGAAGCAUUCAAAGGCUGAGCCUUUUCGACAUGUACUCGAGAAAAUCGAUUUCAAUAAUGUGAUAAAGCCAGCGCAAUACCAAAAAAAUAUAUUGCCACAUCUUUGGGACAAGCAUAUAUUUUCAAAUGCGAGGAUAAAGAAGCUUUAUUCAUCCUCGGAUUCGUCAAGUGUUGCGUCCAAACCAAAGGAGCAAACUCGCAGCAUACCUCCACAUUCAACUACGACGGAUUCUAAUGUCAACAUCACCAUCAACGUACUGAUAGAUCCCAAAGAUCAGAGUGCUGUUCCUGUUGAAAACAAAACAUAUUUGAACCCUCUACCUAAGGGAACAUCGCUUGAGCCAGAAGAACGUCGACCGAAAACAGAAAAUACUACUAGCGAAAGCGCCAAACAAAUAACACUAGCUUCCUACGUUUCCGAGUUUGAAGAGGAUUCAGAGGUAGCGAUUCUGAAUAAUAGUACACCUUUGAAAAACUUGAAAAGUGAGUUUGACCAGCUGCCGGCCAACACAAAGCAAGUUCUUUUCCAAGAAGAAUCGUCGGUGGAGAAAAACUGUUGUAAAUGUAAUUGCCAUAAAAAGCAAAAUGAAGCUAAUUCUAAAGGUACUCCUACAAGAGCUGUACAAAAAAGAUUAACUGAUUACUUUCGACCUUUGCCGAAAAAGCAGCUCGCUGCUACAAAUCGAAGGGUAAACCUUAAAGAGAAGCUUUGGGAAAUUUUCCAACGCUACCGGAGUCCUGACAAGAUUGAAUUUGAAUACAACGGAGUGUUACUUGGCAGAGUGUACUGGCAUUUUAAAUUGAUUGCAGACUAUUCCAACUUUCUUGAUGAUUUGAAAACGAUGAGUUCAGGUGGGAAUGGGAAAAAAAUAGACAGCGACGCUAGAGUUGCGGAACAUUUACUCCCUGUUACGAAUCGCAAGGUAACAAAGGUGAAUGAUGUUGAAAAUCAGGAUGCAAAUUAUGCGUACAAUUUUUUCGAGAAAGUUGAAGAAACGCUCCUUGGCGAAAAUAAGCAUGCCGAAUACGAGAAAUUUCUGCAAAUAUUGCAGAAUUUCAAUCAGAAGGAAGAUCGCGUAGCUGAUUUGUACUAUAGAAUUGAAAAACUUUUGUCUGCGGAUCACCCAGAGUUCGUAGAUUUGUUUUUAACUUUCCUUCUGCCGGGACAAGCUGCUGAAGUAGGCAAAUUUUUUGAACACUUCAUCCUUACUAAUGCCAAUGAUUUUUUGGCGAAACUUAACAUCUAUUUUGCCAAACAGCCAUCUCAAAUAAAAAAAGUAUACUCUUGUAUUAACGAAUUGUCUCAGGAGCCGGAUGUUACUAUGGAACAGAUCAAAUCACGAAUACUUCCUUUGCUGAAGGGUAAUCCUCUACUGAUCGAAUGGUUCCUUCAAUUGUUUCCUCCGGAGAAGCCAAUAGAAAGUAGCAACCUUUCCGAUUAUGAAGUGAUAUCCUUAAAAAAGUUACCUUCUUCUGACUGUACAGAUGCAGGUCAAAUCUAUGAAGACGUUCCAUUCGUAGAUGUUGCUGCGGAAACAGUCGGUGAAAGCACGGUGUGUGGUACUAAGUACAUUCAAGGGCGGAUCCUUUACGGAACAUUGCCAGCCAGGCUAUCGUUUCUUGCGCACGAUUGCAUUCCACCACCACAGAAUGAGUCGUCCCCCAUCAAGGGGUGUGUUCACAAUGUCCGCAAUAUAGAAAAAGCAAAAGGAAGUGGUGUGUCCGAUAGCAUUGACGAUGAAUCAGAACUGCCGUCAGAAGCAGCUGCCAAGGAGGAUCCACGGUACAAGCUGUGUGACAAAGCAGCAUUCAAAGCCCAAGCUAUCAGAUUGAAUCCCCUUGUGCACGGUGGAAAAAACGCGAAUUUCGCCGAAGUUGCUCAUUUGCUCACAUCAGAAACUGAUGGAACUAUCGAGAAUGAUGCUUUUUCUGAGGAUGAAAAAGGUUCAUCGCCUAAAAAACAUCAAGCCUCUACAAAACUGACAGUGACAAAAAAGCGCAUCAAUUCUCCAGUAAACAGAAAACCUACCACAGGAAAGUUCUCUCCCCCAACCAGCAAAAAAUUGUCGCCUAUUUUAGCAUCAGUUCCAGCCGAUUCAAAAGUUGUUUCCAUUGCGAAAAAACUAAAGAGUUUAGCGGACGAUUCAGUGCCAGAAACAGGGUGCUUCGAAACUGAACCGGUAUCAUCUACUUCAACGGUGGCAGUGAAGAGAAAACCGGUUACAUCUCUUAGUCCUGACGUCUUAAGUUCUGCCAAACGCGAGAAGCUAGUGAAAAAAUCGCCUUCACAUGAUGCUGUGGACGGUGGUGAAACAUCAGCUAGCGAGAAAGCGGACUCUGCCGAGGAAAGUAAAGAGACUGGUAAACAAUUAAGUUGGGCCAGGGAGGAAGAUAAAGUUAUUCUGGAAGAAAUCAAAAAUGGCUUUAACACGGUAGAAGAAUUGCUCGGAAGGAUUGGGGUGAUACUGGAAAGCAGAACUUUAUCAGAUAUAAGGAGCCGGUACGAGUUUCUGAUGGAAGUAUUGAAGAAAUUUCAAAAGGCAAACUGAACCGUGAAUCUUUAGUGAUUACAAUGUAUGUAUGUACUAAAACUUAGCAUUAUUUUUGAUAUAACCAAUGCUGUUACAUAAGGAACAGUUUUAAAUACAUUAAAAAAAGGUACGUGAUGGUGUACUAUACCACAAACAAGUA
Molecule: messenger RNA, 5255 nt
Organism: Wyeomyia smithii (pitcher-plant mosquito)
Lineage: Eukaryota; Metazoa; Arthropoda; Insecta; Diptera; Culicidae
Gene: mute
Exons: 8
Coding region: 341-5113 (1590 amino acids)
Biological process (GO): regulation of DNA-templated transcription
Cellular component (GO): nucleus
Molecular function (GO): transcription coregulator activity
Source: RefSeq, a predicted model, not a curated record